Molecule: messenger RNA, 1871 nt
Organism: Balaenoptera ricei (Rice's whale)
Lineage: Eukaryota; Metazoa; Chordata; Mammalia; Artiodactyla; Balaenopteridae
Gene: NEFL
Product: neurofilament light chain
Exons: 4
Coding region: 1-1650 (549 amino acids)
Biological process (GO): neurofilament bundle assembly
Cellular component (GO): postsynaptic intermediate filament cytoskeleton; intermediate filament; cytoplasm
Molecular function (GO): structural constituent of postsynaptic intermediate filament cytoskeleton
Source: RefSeq, a predicted model, not a curated record
AUGAGUUCCUUCAGCUUUGAGCCGUACUACUCGACUUCCUACAAACGGCGCUAUGUGGAGACGCCCCGGGUGCACAUCUCCAGCGUGCGCAGCGGCUACAGCACCGCGCGCUCCGCUUACUCCAGCUACUCGGCGCCCGUCUCCUCCUCGCUGUCCGUGCGCCGCAGCUACUCCUCCAGCUCCGGCUCCUUGUUGCCCAGUCUCGAGAACCUCGACCUGAGCCAGGUAGCCGCCAUCAGCAACGACCUCAAGUCGAUCCGCACCCAGGAGAAGGCGCAGCUGCAGGACCUCAACGACCGCUUCGCUAGCUUCAUCGAGCGCGUGCACGAGCUGGAGCAACAGAACAAGGUCCUGGAAGCCGAGCUGCUGGUGCUGCGCCAGAAGCACUCCGAGCCGUCCCGCUUCCGGGUGCUGUACGAGCAGGAGAUCCGCGACCUGCGCCUGGCGGCGGAAGACGCCACCAACGAGAAGCAGGCGCUGCAGGGCGAGCGCGAAGGGCUGGAGGAGACUCUGCGCAACCUGCAGGCGCGCUACGAAGAGGAGGUGCUGAGCCGUGAGGACGCAGAGGGCCGGCUGAUGGAAGCGCGCAAAGGGGCCGACGAGGCGGCUCUCGCCCGCGCCGAGCUCGAAAAGCGCAUCGACAGCCUGAUGGACGAAAUCGCUUUUCUGAAGAAAGUGCACGAAGAGGAGAUCGCCGAGCUGCAGGCGCAGAUCCAGUACGCGCAGAUCUCCGUGGAGAUGGACGUGUCCUCCAAGCCCGACCUCUCCGCCGCGCUCAAGGACAUCCGCGCCCAGUAUGAGAAGCUGGCCGCCAAGAACAUGCAGAAUGCCGAAGAGUGGUUCAAGAGCCGCUUCACCGUGCUGACCGAGAGCGCCGCCAAGAACACCGAUGCGGUGCGCGCCGCCAAGGACGAGGUGUCCGAGAGCCGCCGCCUGCUAAAGGCCAAGACCCUGGAGAUCGAAGCAUGCCGGGGCAUGAACGAAGCGCUGGAGAAGCAGCUGCAAGAGCUGGAGGACAAGCAGAACGCCGACAUUAGUGCUAUGCAGGACACAAUCAACAAAUUGGAAAAUGAAUUGAGAACCACAAAGGGUGAAAUGGCAAGAUACCUCAAGGAAUACCAAGACCUCCUCAAUGUGAAGAUGGCUUUGGACAUUGAGAUUGCAGCUUACAGGAAACUCUUGGAAGGUGAGGAGACCCGGCUCAGUUUCACCAGUGUGGGCAGCAUAACCAGCGGCUACUCCCAGAGCUCCCAGGUCUUUGGCCGAUCUGCCUAUGGUGGUUUACAGACCAGCUCCUACUUGAUGUCCGCCCGCUCCUUCCCAUCUUACUACACCAGCCACGUCCAGGAGGAGCAGAUCGAGGUGGAGGAGACCAUCGAGCCUGCGAAAGCUGAGGAAGCCAAGGACCAACCCCCCUCUGAAGGAGAAGCUGAGGAGGAGGAGAAGAAGGAAGAGGCUGAGGCUGAGGCUGAGGCUGAGGAAGAGGAGGGAGCCCAAGAGGAAGAAGCUGCCAAGGAAGAAUCUGAGGAGGCAAAGGAGGAAGAAGAAGGAGGUGAAGGCAAAGAAGCAGAAGAAACCAAAGAAGCUGAGGAGGAGGAGAAAAAAGAUGAAGGUGCUGGGGAGGAACAAGCCACUAAGAAGAAAGAUUGAACCCCCUUUCCUUAAUUAUUCCAGGAAUAAUUCUCCUGAAAUCAGGUCAACCCCAUCACCAACCAACCAGUUGAGUUGCAGAUACUAUAUGAAUUAAGAAGUCAAUAUAUGUAUAAUUCUGAGAUGACUCAGGUUGGGCGUUAAAUGUUGUGCUAUGACUUUUCUCCUUCCGCAGAGUAUCUGUUUGCUUGCAGAGUGGCUUCCUGGCUUGCUGCCAGCCU